Molecule: messenger RNA, 2217 nt
Organism: Arachis stenosperma
Lineage: Eukaryota; Viridiplantae; Streptophyta; Magnoliopsida; Fabales; Fabaceae
Exons: 6
Coding region: 350-1747 (465 amino acids)
Molecular function (GO): acetylglucosaminyltransferase activity
Source: RefSeq, a predicted model, not a curated record
CUUCAUCACAUCUUCAUUCAUUCAUUCACCUUCCUCUUCUCUCUUCAUUCUUUCAUCAUCUAAACCCUAAAUUCAGCUUUCACUUCUCACACCCAAACACAAUUCAGCUUUGUUUCCUCAGGGUGUGAAAAGCUUUCUUGGGGGUUCAAUUUUGCAUCUGAAACUCUUCUAUAUUGUUUCAUUCUUUGGAUAUUUUACCUUCUCUCCCCUGGUGGUGGGAGAAAGGCAUGCGCAUAGGAGUGAUGGUGAUGAUGACUCAAACUUUGAAAACAAAAAUGUCAUCCUAUGAUGACCAUGACAAGAAUUUGCGCCUCUCUACCUUGCCCACUGUUAGACCUGGAAGCUGUCAAUGGCGCCAAAGAUGCACUGGGGAUUGGAAAGUAGCCCCCGCUAUUUCCCUUGGAAUAACUGCUUUCAUCAUCACCAUUCAAAAGGAAAAUCUCCACCUUCUCUACAAUAUGGAACCAAGGGAGGUCUUCACAAUGGUAGCAGUACUGAUGACCAGGAAGGCUUGUCACUUAAACAUAUUGUGUUUGGCAUAGCAGGAUCUUCUCAACUUUGGACACGACGAAAAGAAUAUGUCAGACUAUGGUGGCGUCCCAAUGACAUGCGUGGGCAUGUUUGGCUAGAUGAACAAGUACUUCAACAACAUGGAGAUGAUUUAUUGCCCCCAACCAUGAUUUCUGAAGACAUCUCACACUUUCGCUACACUAAUCCCACUGGUCAUCCUUCUGGUCUUCGGAUUUCUCGCAUUGUCAAAGAGAGCUUUGACCUUGGCCUCUCAAAUGUGCGCUGGUUUGUCCUCUGUGAUGACGAUACCAUCUUCAAUGUGGAUAACCUUGUGGAUGUUCUCAGCAAGUAUGAUUCCUCUGAAAUGAUCUAUAUAGGAAGCCCCUCGGAGAGCCAUUCAGCAAAUUCAUAUUUUAGUCACUCAAUGGCCUUUGGUGGUGGCGGAAUUGCAGUAAGUUAUCCUCUUGCAAAGGCACUUUCUGAGAUUCUUGAUGAAUGCAUAGAGAGGUAUCCCAAACUCUAUGGUAGUGAUGACCGCUUACACGCCUGCAUUACUGAGCUUGGAAUUCCAUUGACAUGGGAGCAUGGUUUUCACCAGUGGGACAUAAGAGGUGAUGCCCGUGGUCUGCUCUCCUCUCACCCGAUAGCACCAUUUGUGUCUAUUCAUCAUGUUGAAGCUGUUAAUCCCUUUUACCCUGGCUUGAGCUCUUUGGAUAGCCUGAAACUUUUUACAAAGGCCAUGAGAGCAGAUCCCAGAAGCUUCUUGCAGCGUUCAAUAUGUUACGACAAUUCUCAGCAUCUAACGUUCUCAGUUUCACUCGGUUAUGGGGUUCAAGUCCUUCCUAACAUUGUAUCUCCCCGUGAGCUGGAGCGCUCGGAACGAACUUACUCUGCUUGGAAUGGCAUUAGUCAAAGGAAUGAAUUCGACUUUGAUGCUAGGGACCCAUCCAGAUCCAUUUGUAGAAAACCAGUUCUCUUCUUUCUCAAAGAUGCUAGAAAAGAAGGUAAUGCUACUUUGGGCUCAUAUGUUCGGAGUGGAGAUAAAGACGAUUUCAAAAGAAGAAUUUUGUGCUUUCCUCACAUCCCACCUUUGCGCAAUGUGCAAGAGAUCCAGGUAGUGGCGCAUCCUUUGAGCAAGAAUUGGCAUCUGGUUCCACGUCGACUCUGUUGCAGGCAAACCAAAUCAAGCAAAGAACUUCUCCAAAUCUCAGUUGGGCAGUGUGGGAAGGGAGCUUGAUUUUCUAGGUGGGUUUUUGGGACAUAUGGCAUGUUAAAUUAUCCUCAUAUAGAGUUUGUACAUGAUUUGCAUUUUGAGUGAAGAGCUAAUUCCAUGCGGCAUCUUUUUUAAUCUUGAAUUGAGGUUUAUUAAACUUAGUAGACAUUUGAACCUAGAUGCUAGAAAAAAAAGGUUUCUAACACCAAAUGCUGCAGUGUCCAAUUUUCCCCCGUUUCUUCUUAUUUUGUCCUCAAUCAAAGGUCUAAAAAUAAUGGAAACAGUUUACCGGGGAUACUACAAUCUAGGUAAAUCCUACUUUCUCUUUUUAACUUUUAAUUUUAAAAUUAGCACAGGCUCAUUUAUUAUAUACUAUUGCAGAUUUGAGAUGAUUACAUAUUUUGUGAAAUUCUUCAUAUACAUGAGUAGAGUAAUCUCUAACACCCCCCUCCUGUUUUUCAAAUUAUUAGAUAUAACUAUCACUAUCAACAUUU